Molecule: messenger RNA, 2462 nt
Organism: Ectocarpus siliculosus
Lineage: Eukaryota; Phaeophyceae; Ectocarpales; Ectocarpaceae
Source: the annotation of a GenBank genome assembly
AUGGAGAACGGGAUGGGAUACGUGGAGCAACCCGCGCAGUAUGCGCAGGACGCCAACGGCGUCGUCGUGAACGGUAUGGGCGGCGUCAUGCCCGUCGUGGGCGGCAUGUCCGCGCCGCCGGUCGGGGUGAUGACGACGGGCAUCACCCGCGUGUACGUGGGCAACCUCUCCUGGGAGACCGAGUGGCAAGACCUCAAGGACCACAUGAGGACCGCCGGCGAGGUCGUCCGAGCGGACGUGAUGAGAGACGCGUCCGGCCGCUCCAAAGGCUGCGGCAUCGUUGAGUACCGCACCCCGGCGGAGGCGCAAGAGGCCAUCAACACCCUCCUCGACACCGAGCUUAAGGGGCGCCUGAUCUUCGUGAGGGAGGACCGUGAGGCCGCAGCGGUGGUGGGGGGCGGCGGCGGCCCGCCCAUGGGGGGCGGGCCUCGGGGGAGCGGGAACCAAAACGCCAGGGUUUACGUCGGAAACCUGGCGUGGGACGUGGCGUGGCAGGACCUGAAGGACCACAUGCGCGGCCUCGGCGGCGAGGUGAUCAGGGCGGACGUCAUGACGGACCAGGGGGGCCGCUCGCGGGGCUGCGGCAUCGUGGAGUACGCCGAGCCUGAGCAGGCCACGCAGGCGAUCGAGCAGCUCAACAACUCGGAGCUCAAGAACCGCAUGAUCUUCGUGCGGGAGGACCGCGAGAGCGGAACUCCGGGGGGUGGGCACCACCAGCAGCAGAUGCACCACCACAACCACCAGCAGCAGCAAAUGGUGGGGCAGAUGCAGAUGGGGCCCAUGGGGGCCUUCGGCGGGCAGCCGUUCGCGGCCGGCCCCGGCGCCCUCAUGGGCCAGUCGAUGGGGGGACACAUGCAGCAGAUGCAGAUGCACCAGCAGCAGCACGGCAGCGGCGGGCACCAAGGUGGGGGCGGGGGUGCGAUGCCGCAGGCUACCGGCAACCGCAUCUACGUCGGCAACCUGGCGUGGACUGUGGAGUGGCAGGAGCUCAAGGACCACAUGAGGACGGUGGGGAAAGUGGUGCACGCGGACGUUCUUCAGGAUGGCGACGGGCGCUCCAAGGGCUGCGGCAUCGUUGAGUACGAGGACAUCCGCGGGGCCAACCGAGCCAUCCGAGAGCUCAACAACACCGCCCUGGGCGGGAGGCCCAUCUUCGUUCGCGAGGACAGGGAGCAGCAGAACCCCCGCCAGAGGCAACGCGGCGGCGGGAGAGGAGAGAUGGCGAACGGCGGCGGCGGCCGGGGGGGCGGCGGCGGCGGCGAGAACCUCGCCGGGCGGCAGCUUUACGUGGGCAACCUGUCUUUCGAGACGACGUGGGCGGACCUGAAGGACCACUUCCGUACCGCGGGGGAGGUGGAGCGCGCGGACGUGAUGAUGGACGGCUCGCGUAGGUCCAAGGGCUGGGGCACCGUCCGCUUCAGGACGCAGGAGGAGGCUCAGUCGGCCAUCCAGGAGCUGAACGGCACCGAGCUCGGCUCCCGACAGAUUGAGGUCAGGGAGGACAGCAAGACUGGGGGCGGCGGCGGCGGCGGCUCGUACCCCAAGGCGGGCAACGCCAAGGCCGGCGCCACCGCCGCCGCUGCUGCCUCGGCUGACCCCGUAGGCGCGACUGAGGCCGCCGCGCCCGCUGCAUCCGCCACGGUUGCUCCCAUUAGCACCACUUCCUGAUCCCGUCGUCAGUAUCGGAGAAGAACCCUAGGACAAAAGCCACGAAAGGAAUGACGACCCGAUGUUUCUGAGGCACGAACGUGGAGCCUGAGCGCGCGCGGGGGUGGGGGGGGUGGGGGGCAGCGAGGGCAUAUGCUGCACGCGUGUCCCGGGCCCCCUCUUCCCACGGUUUUUCUCCCUGCUCCCCCCCCCCCUUUUUUUUUUGCGCGAAGCUUUCGGCCGUGUCAAUUUGCACACGACUUGCUUAGACCGUUUGUGGGUGGAUUGGUGGAAAGGCUGUUGUUUUGCAGGAGAGGGUGUGUCUCCUGUUGCGGUGGCGGGUCUUCGCCGUGUCACCCCUAUGCUUGAGGGCGGAAGGAGUAUCAUAAGCAAGGAGCGGGUGUUUAGCGUUCGGUGUUUACAGAAUUGAUUAUCUUGUUGCCUGUGUUUGUUGGGUGUUUCUUUUGUUCCGUUUGUGGCCGUGGAUCGAACGAACUUCCGUGUAAGGCAGCCAUGAGCCCGCGCGAAUUGGAUUGAUGUCUAUUGUGUGUAUGUUUGUGUGCGAUCGAUUCCCUUGAGUGGCCCUUCGGGAACACUCAAGUGUCAUGCACGGAGCGCGCGGGGGAGGGGGGGCAAGGGCAGGGGCAACCUCACCACGGCUAAUGCGUGUCUCGUCUUGGGGUGCUUGUAUGUCGCGGUAGCGAAGACGCGGAAUAUCCUUGCCUGCUGGAAUGGCGCGUCGGCUCUCCCUGUCUCGUUUAUCUUUUUUUUGUUUUUGUCUGGUUUUGGCGUCGCUCGGGAGAAAACAGCUGAGC